Molecule: messenger RNA, 2724 nt
Organism: Aspergillus mulundensis
Lineage: Eukaryota; Fungi; Ascomycota; Eurotiomycetes; Eurotiales; Aspergillaceae
Product: proteasome regulatory particle base subunit RPN1
Exons: 5
Coding region: 1-2724 (907 amino acids)
Biological process (GO): proteasome-mediated ubiquitin-dependent protein catabolic process; regulation of protein catabolic process
Cellular component (GO): proteasome regulatory particle, base subcomplex; nucleus; proteasome storage granule
Molecular function (GO): enzyme regulator activity
Source: RefSeq, a predicted model, not a curated record
AUGGCGAAGGAAGGCGAGCGGUCAGCUCCGGCCGACAAGGGCAAGGGCAAAGUUGAUAAUGUCAAAGAUCUCGGAGGAAAGAAAGAUAAGCCUGAGGAGAAGACACAAGUCAACGGGAAAGAGAAGGAUGACGGGCCGCAGGAAGAAGAGCUCAGUGAGGAGGAUCAACAGCUGAAGAGUGAACUUGAGAUGCUCGUUGAACGGUUACAGGAACCGGACACUUCGCUUUACGGGCCCGCUUUGGAUGCAAUCAAGAAUUUUAUCAAAACCUCCACCUCCUCUAUGACUGCAGUUCCUAAGCCUCUGAAAUUUCUACGACCGCAUUACGAUGAUCUGGCUGCGCUCUACGACAAGUGGGCCGCCGGCGCCAUCAAGGAUUCUCUGGCAGAUAUGCUUUCAGUCCUUGGUAUGACGUACGGAGACGAAGAGAAGCUCGAAACCCUCAAAUACCGACUUCUCACCAAAUCGGACGACCUCGGUUCAUGGGGCCACGAAUACGUCAGGCAUCUGGCACUGGAAAUUGGUCAAGAAUAUCAGAACCGAUUGAAUGACGAGAAGGAAGUACACGAUCUGGUUGGUCUCGCGGUUUCACUUGUGCCCUAUUUCCUCAGUCACAAUGCAGAAGCCGAUGCGGUUGAUCUUAUGAGCGAGCUUGAGAUUAUCGAGGAUCUCCCCGAGUACGUGGACGAGAACACAUACUCAAGAGUUUGUUUGUAUAUGGUCAGCAUGGUUCCUCUCCUCACCUACCCUGAGGACCAAUCAUUCCUUCGCACAGCACACAACAUCUACGUCCGGUACAAGGAGCUCACUAAAGCUGUCGUGCUCGCAAUUCGCCUAAACGACGUUGACCUCAUCAAGAACGAUCUCAAGGCGACGUCAGAUCGAUCAAUCAAAAAACAGAUGGCUUUCCUGGUUUCCAGGCAACAGAUAUGGCUCGACGAGCUGGGCGAUGACGAGGAAGACGAAGCGUUUAUGGAAUGUCUGAACAAUACCUCGAUUCCGAAGCAUUUCAAGUCUCUUGGCAAGGAACUCAACAUUCUCGACCCGAUCAUGCCAGAAGACAUCUACAAAACUCAUUUGGAAAGUAGCCGUGGAGCAGGCCUCACCAAUGUCGACUCUGCCAGACAUAACCUGGCAAGUGCCUUUGUUAACGGUUUCGCGAACGCUGGCUUUGGCAAUGAUCAGAUGAUGAUCGUUGAAGGCGACAAGGGCCCUUGGGUCUGGAAGACAAAGGAUGAUGGCAUGCUAUCCACCACUGCGUCCAUGGGUAUGCUACUGCACCGAGAUGUUGACACUGGCUUGGACAAGAUUGACAAAUACACGUACGCCUCGGAGGAUCAAAUCAAGGCUGGUGCUUUGCUCUCUAUAGGUAUACUCAACUCUGGCGUGCGGCUUGAUUCCGACCCGGCGUUGGCUCUGCUAUGUGAUACCGAGAACUUGGAGGCGAAAAGUAUUUCUAUGAGGGUUGCCACGAUCAUGGGUCUUGGCCUAGCAUACGCCGGAACCAAUAAGCAGGAGAUCCUUGAUGCUCUGCUGCCUAUUGUGGAGGACUCGUCUGUCGAUAUGCAACUCGCUGCAAUGGCGUCUGUUGCGCUUGGUCUUGUCUUUGUUGGAUCAUCAAAUCACCAAGUCAGCGAGGCGAUUGCGACCACUCUCAUGGAUGAGGAACGUCACAAGCAGCUUAAGGACAAGUGGACUCGCUUCAUGGCCCUUGGCCUGGCGCUUCUGUACUUCGGUCGUCAGGAAGAAGUCGAUGUGAUCCUCGAUAUCCUCAAGGCUGUCGACCAUCCGAUGGCUAAGCCCACCUCAGUCCUCGCAUCCGUCUGUGCUUGGGCAGGUACCGGCAGUGUUCUGAAGUUGCAGGAGCUCCUGCACAUCUGCAACGACGUCAUUGAGGAAAGUGACGAGAAGCAAGGGGAGGAACUUGUUCAAUCUUACGCCGUGCUCGGUCUCUCAUUGAUCGCCAUGGGUGAAGAUGUCGGACAGGAUAUGAUUCUCCGGCAGUUCGGUCACCUGAUGCAUUACGGCGCCAGCAACAUCCGAAAGGCGGUGCCCCUUGCUAUGGGUCUUAUCAGCCCUAGCAACCCUCAGAUGAAGGUUUACGAUACUCUAUCCAGAUACAGUCACGACAAUGAUAAUGACGUUGCCAUCAACGCCAUUUUCGCUAUGGGUCUCUGUGGUGCGGGUACGAAGAACUCGCGUCUGGCCCAACUACUGAGGCAGCUGGCCAGCUACUACCACCGCGAUCAGAACUCUCUCUUCAUGGUGCGUAUCGCUCAAGGUCUACUGCACAUGGGCAAGGGCACCAUGACACUGAACCCCUUCCACACCGAUCGCCAGGUGCUGAGCCGGGUAUCGGCUGCUGGCCUGCUGACUGUGCUUGUGUCUUUGAUCGACGCAAAGCAAUUUAUCCUCGCCGAAAGCCACUACCUUCUUUACUUCCUCAUCACAGCCAUGUAUCCGCGCUUCCUUGUUACGCUUGACGAGGACCUCCAGCCACUUCCCGUCAACGUCCGCGUCGGACAGGCUGUUGACGUUGUUGGACAAGCUGGACGUCCUAAGACGAUUACCGGCUGGCAGACACAGAGCACUCCGGUGCUGCUUUCUUACGGUGAGCGAGCAGAGCUGGAGGAUGAGAAAUAUAUCCCUCUUAGUAGCACCUUGGAGGGUUUGGUUAUCUUGCGCAAGAACCCUAACUGGCAAGGGGAAGAGAGCUCUGCCUGA